This is a messenger RNA of Electrophorus electricus (electric eel), 2301 nucleotides long. RefSeq names its product zDHHC palmitoyltransferase 3b (gene zdhhc3b). Lineage: Eukaryota; Metazoa; Chordata; Actinopteri; Gymnotiformes; Gymnotidae. Gene Ontology annotation, molecular function: palmitoyltransferase activity. The record is from RefSeq and is a predicted model, not a curated record.
UGUUAAAUUAAUCUGUAUAGUUUACUUUAUACCAGACGCGUGUGUGACAGCCGUAUGUGACUGACACGAGUUAUGUUCUGUUUUCUAGUUAAUUAACGAAGAAACGUGUAUAAGCAAAGAUUCUGCCCGGUAACUAACUGACUGACUAACUAGCUAGAUAAGGCUAGGUAGCCAGCUAUUCUAGGCUAGGGAGCUAGCAUAACCUAGCUAGGUUAGCGUGUUGGCUAACUUGCUAAUUGACACUGGACUUGUUGGACUUACUGGACUUGUUGCUCGUGGCGUAAGUUAUACGUUUCGUGCACGUUCUCAUUCUGUUAAAGACACGUUCUCACAUGGAAGUAAACGUGUGUUGUGAAGUUGGGGAAGUUGAGCUAACUCUAAGCUAACGCUAGCUAGUUGGUGUAAAGGAGUUUACUAAGUGUUGGCUAACUAGCUGACCUAGCUAGCUGACUCAGCUGGCCGCUGAGCUGACAGGAUAGCUACACCUGCCUAUGUCGUCACUUCGCUAGCGGGUGGGUAACGUUGCUUAACCUGGGUUAUAGAAGUUAAAUGGUAACGUUAGGUGUCUUGCUGGCUAACUCGACAUGUUUCGCUUGGGUUUCCCAGACAAAGUGAACGCUUUAACACGGAUAGAUGUAUGAUGGACACGUAACCUUGGUCUCUGAGAAACAGUUGGGUGUAAAGCAUGCUGAUAAAUUCGUGUCAGCAAGGUUAUCUGGUUUAUUUUGAACAGUCUGUCAAUGAACGGUGUGAAACACAUUCAAGACUUUGUUUUAUUGGUGAAACCGUUUUGGGUUUUUUUGCCUCUCUUGGCUCCAGCCUUGCUGGUGUUUCUGGGCUGUAGGUGAGGUAAAGUGGAGGAAGUUGCUGUAGAGCUACAUGCUGAUGAGUGGCUUGAGGCCAUGUCACUAGAAAGGCCACACAACCAGAGGUUUCCCUUAGCUUCCAGAGCUCUGUUGCUGUUGUAUGUAAUAGUUCCCUUGGGUUUGGGACGGUGGCCAGUGGCUGGUAGGAUGAAGAGCAGCCCGGUCCCUCGCAGCAGAGACAUCGAGCGGCAGGCGGGCUACCUGCAGCCAGAGCACUGUGCCCCUCCCCCUCCGCGGCUACGCCCCCCCGGCGAGAUGUGGUUUGUUCGUGACGGCUGUGGAGUGGCCUGUGGUCUCAUCACCUGGCUGCUGGUGUUGUAUGCCGAGUUUGUGGUGGUCUUUGUCAUGCUGCUGCCUGCCCGGAGUGUGGCCUACAGCCUGGUGAACGGCGCGCUCUUCAACACACUGGCCUUCCUCGCACUCGCCUCCCACUUUAGGGCCAUGUGCACCGACCCGGGGGCAGUGCCGAAAGGAAAUGCCACUAAGGAGUUCAUCGAGAGUCUGCAGCUGAAACCGGGCCAGGUGGUUUAUAAGUGCCCAAAGUGCUGUAGCAUCAAACCAGAACGAGCCCACCACUGCAGUGUCUGUAAACGCUGUAUCAGGAAGAUGGACCACCACUGUCCCUGGGUAAACAACUGUGUUGGUGAAAACAACCAGAAAUACUUUGUGCUUUUCACAAUGUACAUUGCUCUGAUAUCCUUCCACGCCCUUUUCAUGGCUGCACUCCAUUUUGUCUUCUGCUUCGAGGAGGACUGGUCAAAGUGCAGCACAUUCUCUCCUCCCUCCACAGUCAUCCUCCUCAUCCUGCUGUGUUUUGAGGGCCUCCUCUUCCUCAUCUUCACCGCGGUCAUGUUCGGCACGCAGGUCCACUCCAUCUGUACUGACGAAACCGGCAUCGAACAGCUGAAGAAGGAAGAGAAGACGUGGGUGAAGAAGUCGAGGUGGAUGAACAUGAAGAUGGUUUUCGGCCACCCCUUCUCCAUCGCCUGGCUCAGUCCCUUUACCACGCCUGACCACGGCAAGGCUGACGCCUACCAGUACGUCGUCUGACGGCGCCAGCCUCCAGGCGCAGACUGAUGACGUGCACAGGAAGUACCUGCUUGCACAUGGAGCACACGCGCUGGGCACAGCAAUCAGGGCUCAGCGCUGCGAUCACUUUCUCUGCAGUUUUUCAGACUCUAUUCAUCAUGGUCUCUCCACCGAAAGGGACACUGCGACCGGCCACUUUUAAAAAAUCAUUAUUUUUCUUUGUUUCUUUUUGCCUGUUCCUGCUGUCGGUGACUGCUAAAUUUUGUUUGCUGGUCCUCUGUAGAUGCCACCGCUGGAAUAUGUUGGCCCUCCAGAGGGUGUGUCUGCUUAAAUAACACCAGGAUACUGACUGCUGCACAUAUGAAGCAAACCACACAUUAAAACUCAGGACUGAAGGCCACCUUAA